This is a messenger RNA of Exserohilum turcica Et28A, 1338 nucleotides long. RefSeq lists its product as uncharacterized. Lineage: Eukaryota; Fungi; Ascomycota; Dothideomycetes; Pleosporales; Pleosporaceae. The transcript is spliced from 2 exons. The coding region runs from base 1 to 1338 and encodes 445 amino acids. The record is from RefSeq and is a predicted model, not a curated record.
AUGUUCACAGGCACAACGCCCGAGUCGCUCAUAGCUCGGUCAGACUCGCGGAAUCCGGCGACAACGUGCAAAGGCAUCACGAAAUCGGGACGGCCAUGCAGACGGGCUAUUGACGCAAAAGAAGGCGAGGGCGAAGGCGAGGGUGUCAUCGCCGUUACAUCGGUGGCUGGCGACGGCAGCGACGACGAGAUAGGAGCCGCGGCGUAUUUUUGCUGGCAGCACAAAGACCAGGCGGAAACACUAGCUGCGAAACCAUCUACGGGACCGGCCACGCAGCUGUACCCGCUGAAAGAGAGGAACAGCAUUGAUACCCUGGUGGAGCGACUGGGUGUGCUCGACGUCGAAGAGCAGAACGAGGCUGCUCCACGCAGAAGGAGGAGUAGCCACCAAGGCGGGAGGAGAAGAAGAAACUCUGGAUCACAACCGCCCAAGCGCAUCAACCGGCCGCCGACAUGGGAUACUGUCGAGGGCCCGUUGAUGUCUGUUCCCAGCGAUGUCAUGGCCGAGAGGAAACGAAAAGAGCGGCCGUCCAAGGCGUCGCCGCCAAAGGAAAAGCGCGGCUUCUGGGCUUCCUUGUGCUGUGGCUCCGCAGACGACGAGUAUACUGAAACCACACGCGAAGACUCGGAGACGGCCAUGCUCUUGCGCUACAUACCGACGACGGUGUCGCCCAAGCUGGCGUCGACGCUGCUCGCCGAGCUCUCCAAGCCCAUUUCGCCCCACGACGAAGAAGGCUUCAUCUACAUCUUCUGGCUUACGCCAGAGGCGGCGGGGCCCGCGCCCGAGACGGCGGCCUCGAGGUUGCUAGCGCCGCCCUCGUCAGCACGCGGCGACCGGGGCCGUCGACGGACGUCCGACGUGAUGCGCCAGUACUCGGUCAAGGGUGACGAGGGCACCAAAAAGGCAGCGCAGUCGCAGGCGGCGGGCAAAGACACGAUUCUGCUCAAGAUUGGGCGUGCCAACAAUGUGCAUCGCAGGAUGAACGAAUGGACGAGGCAAUGCGGCUAUAGUCUUUCGCUCGUGCGCUACUAUCCCCACGUGUCGUCCACGUCGACGCCGUCUGCAACCCCGUCACCCAGAGCGUCGCCGGCAAAUUCCAGACAGCCGUCGCAGUCCGGGGCCGAGGGGGUGCGCAAGGUGCCGUAUGCGCAUCGCGUAGAGCGCAUGAUCCAUGUCGAGUUGGAGGAGCAGAGGGUGAUUAAGCAGUGCGAGGCCUGCGGAAAGAGCCACAAGGAGUGGUUUGAGGUCGAGGCUACGAGGGACGGGGUCAAAAAGGUGGAUGAGGUGGUCAAGCGGUGGGUCGAGUGGGCCGAGUGGGCCGAGAAGAGAAACGAGUAA